AGCAUAACACUCAAUGCCGGAUGAGGGGUCAAACGCUGGCAAAGAGAUCACCCAAUUCUGGCAAUCCCUCCUUUUCUGUGACUUAGUAAAAAGAAAUAAUUUUCACGGUAUCAAUCAUUUAUUUCUGAGUCUAAUGUUGCGCGGGCAAAACUUCCAAGGCCUACGAUCUUUAUCAUGACAACAUUGCAGCCCAGAGGUCCCUAUACUCCCGAGGAGUUGAAGAAACUCUAUCCAGAAAGUCUUGAGCUUCAGUUAGUUCAAAUACUUCUUCGACAUGGCGAGAGAAGUCCUGUAUCAACUAGGUUUCGCAAUGCCGGUGUCCCAGCUUUCUGGCCAUAUUGCAGUGUAGCAAAGAAGCUUCGCAGCACCAAUAUGACGAGCAACGACGGAUCAAGCUGGAACGAUCUUGAAUGGCGCCGUCGCCUUGAGACAUUCGCAGAAGACGAUGGGGCUGCCGUAGCGGCUGGCCCAGCUGGUACAUUUGAUGCGAUAUGUCAGCUUGGAGAACUUACAGAUCGAGGGCGGGAGACCACUUUUGCUUUAGGGCAGAGACUACGCCAUCUCUACGUUGAACAGCUCAAAUUUAUGCCAAGACUGAUCUCUGAUGCUGACAUGAUGUAUCUCCGCGCAACUCCCAUUCCACGAGCUCUAGAAUCUGUACAGCAGACCUUCCUUGGCAUGUAUCCAUCGAAUGCGCGAACGGCGUCUUUUCCACCUCCCACUAUCCUCAUUCGAACUCCUGCAGACGAGACCCUUUUCCCGAAUGAUGGAAAUUGCCGACGAUUCAGUCAGCUAAGCAGGGCAUUUGCAGAGCGGACUGCCCGAAGAUGGAACGAAACUACAGAAAUGGAUUAUCUUAACAAACUUAUUUCAAAGUGGAUGCCUGAUCAUUCCAGCCGUGUUGCGGUAGACUCACGCCCUCGACUUUCCGGUAUCAUGGAUACAAUCAAUAGUACAUUGGCCCAUGGGCCCGAAACAAGAUUACCUCCAGAAUUCUAUGAUGAAAAGGGUCGCAAAAUAAUUGACCGCAUUGGUGUAGAAGAAUGGUUCUCUGGGUAUGAAGAGUCAAAUGAAUACAGAACGGUUGGCAUAGGGGCAUUGGCUGGAGACAUUGUGGCACGAAUGACUGGUAAUGUGGAGAAGAAUGACUUCAGUAGCCUUUUGGAAAUUGGUGACUCUAGCCACGCACCUGGUCAAGGCAGAGGCGGAGAAAAGCUAAUCAAAUUCGCCUUGUCGGGGUGUCAUGACACGACUCUGGGCUCCUUGCUGGCCAGUUUAGGUGCGUUUGAAGGAGGAAACUGGCCACCAUAUUCCAGUCAUAUAUCGUUUGAGCUUUUUAGGAGCAAGUCGCUGGACGUUUCAGAUAUUGUUCCUGCGGUGACGGAGAAGAAUACUUCCAAGGGCAUUCUCGGGUCAAUAUUCGGAUCGAGUGGGAAGUCGGACAGUGACACACUAAAGUCUCGAACAUUAACGAGGAAAAAGUUAGUCGACAUGAGCGAUGCAGAGAGGAGCAGGCUCAAGGGCUACUUCGUUCGGGUCCGGUACAAUGAUCAUCCAGUAACGAUUCCAGGCUGCAGGAAACCUGGCAGUCAUCUUGAAGGCGAUGAAAGCUUUUGCACCCUGGAGGCAUUCAAAGCCAUUGUCGACAGAUUUACGCCAGACCAAUGGAAGAGUGCUUGUCAAUCGAAUCUGGAUAAGCCGUCGUUCCCUCCUAUGCCAGAACCUGCAGGGUACUAAUCGCAG
Xylona heveae TC161 is the source of this 1743-nucleotide messenger RNA. Its product is annotated as histidine acid phosphatase-like protein. Gene Ontology annotation, molecular function: phosphatase activity. Gene Ontology annotation, biological process: dephosphorylation. NCBI's taxonomy places the organism in Eukaryota, Fungi, Ascomycota, Xylonomycetes, Xylonales, Xylonaceae. The transcript is spliced from 8 exons. The record is from RefSeq and is a predicted model, not a curated record. The coding region runs from base 175 to 1737 and encodes 520 amino acids.